UGCGCUCGUGACGUCAUCAGAAUACCUGGCCAGCCAGCAUACGCCGCUGGUUGAAAACAUUGAGAAGAACUCAGCAGUUGUUUGGUAGUUUUGCUGCUAAAGGUGAACGCAUAUUUGCGGAACGUGGCUGGAGUAUUUUGCUGAAUUAGACUAAUACCGUCAAAACGAGUCAGUAGGUACACAGAAGCGGACUUCGGGAACGAAAGGCGACGAGGGUCCGAAAUUAUCACGAGAAGCUUCCUGUUUUCGAACUAAGAUGAUGGCUAUUCAUCCACGGAGAGUCCGUCUGAAACCAUGGCUAGUGGCACAAGUUGACAGCAAUGCUUUCCCUGGACUUGUAUGGAUUGAUAGAGAAGCAAAACGUUUUCAGAUCCCUUGGAAGCAUGCAACCCGACACAGUCCACCACAGGAGGAGGAGAACACCAUCUUCAAGGCAUGGGCUGUGGAAACUGGCAAGUUCCAAGAAGGUGUUGACGAGCCUGAUCCAGCUAAGUGGAAAGCCCAGCUUCGCUGCGCCUUGAAUAAAAGUCGCGAGUUUAAACUGAUAUAUGAUGGAACUAAGGAGGUACCCAUGAAUCCAGUGAAAAUCUAUGAUGUCUGCGAAAUCCCACAGCCUAUCAGCAAUCCUGGAUCUACAGGCUCUGCACCAUGGGAAGAUAAUGAUCUGGAAGAAGAAGAUGAUGAUUUGUCUGGGGCAUUAAGGAACAUUGCAGGGUCUCCCUUAGACCCAGCCAGUGUUGGCAGCAGUUGUCCUUCCAGAGAGGACGAGCCUGUUAGUAUGGAAGAACAUUCACCCCUAGAUGGUAUAUUCCCGUCACCUGAGAUGUGGAUCAGCUCCUUGCCAAUGACUGACCUAGAGGUCCACUUCCAAUACAGAGGCAAAGAAGCAUGCCCCCCUCUCACUGUGAGUAACCCUCAAGGCUGUCGCCUCUUCUAUGGGGACCUGGGUCCCAUGAUAAAUCAAGAAGAACUGUUUGGGCCAGUUAGUCUGGAGCAGCUUCGCUUCCCUUCCACGGAACACAUCACAAAUGACAAGCAGAGGCUCUUCACCAACCGUUUACUCGAUGUCAUGGACCGAGGGCUAAUCUUAGAAGUUAGUGGGCUUGAUAUCUAUGCCAUCCGCCUCUGCCAGUGCAAAGUCUACUGGUCUGGGCCCUGUGCCCCCAACUCCAACUCACCAAAUCUCAUUGAGAGGCAGAGGAAAGUCAAGCUGUUCUGCCUGGAGUCCUUCCUUAGUAAUGUGAUCACCCAACAGAAAGGUCAGUUGGACAAACUGCCCCAGUAUGAGAUUCAUCUUUGUUUUGGAGAAGAGUGGCCAGAUGGGAGACCUAAAGAGAGAAAGUUGAUUACAGUUCAGGUUAUUCCAGUGGUGGCACGCAUCAUCACUGAGAUGUUUUCUGUGGAUUCUAUGCGUUCAUUUGACAGCGGCAGUGUGCGUCUUCAGAUCUCCACCCCAGAUAUCAAGGACAACAUUGUGACCCAGCUGAAGCAACUCUACCGCCUUUUGCAAAAUCAUCAGGGACAUGAAAGUUGGCCAGUCCAUACACCUGCCAACAUGCAUCUCUCCCCCCCCUUUAAACUAAUGAAUCCCACAAUAGAACAGACUUGUUGCACCACUGUACCUUAUAAUUAGCAUCAACACUACAGGGACAGAUUUUUAAUUAGUACGUUUUAGUUUGCUCUAGUCUGUCUUAUUUAACCAUAAGAGCCUACUCUGUAUAGGCAAAACUUUGAAAACUCAAAUGAAGUAAGAUUAUUAGAGACAAAAGAGGUGGUCACUACUUCCUACUGUGAAAGAUGAGGAGGCUGUUAUUAGAUUAUUUGACUAAAGCAUUUGAGUCACUCAUAUUGGCAAGCUGUAGUCUUAUCCACUUUUGAAGCUGUUUCUCAAUAAUUUGUUUAUAUAUAUGUAUAUAUAAUAUAUAUAUAAAAAUAAUACAAUGAUAUACACACAGAUCUACAGUGCCAUAUGGCUGAAUCCGUUAAAUUGUGGCUUGGCUCAAGAAGUGCUCUUUGAGUAUACUUUUCUAUCUGUAUCUUUAAGAAAAAUCAUAGUUUAUGUUCAUGGAUUUCAUUUUGCAAUGUUUACUUAUGAUAUUUUUUAUUAACUUUGACUAGUCAUGACUAAAUGACGUCAUGUUCAGUAAUCUUUACAGAGACUUUACAGCGGCUACUCAUUUGUGGUGUGGAUAUGAAGUCGGUUACUUCAUCAGACAAUACUAUAUGCAGCCUGUUGGUGUCCCAAUUGGGAAGCUAACUUAAGAGAUAUUGUGUUAGAACAUUUAGUAUAAAAAGAGAAACCAUUUUGGUGGGGAAAGGAAUAGCUCUUAGAAUUGGCAUACUUAAACGUAUAGUGACACUUUUUUAUGCCCAUCUCAUACUGUUGCACAAUUGCUUCUGUUUAAAAGGCUUGAUUCUGAUUAUAGUUAAUUUUAAUUUAUUUUAAAAGGAUCACUUUUUUCUGUCCCAGUCACUGUUAAAUGUCUAAUGGGAAAAAAUAAAGGGGCUAUGUUUUGUCUUAUUUUAUCAUGUAUUUUGAUGUUUCGAUUGUAUUUAAGCAAAAUCUGACUGUACAGGCAAACAUUUCUUAAUAGUAUAUUUAAGGUUGUGAUAAAUUGGGAACAGUAAUGCACUUACACAUUUUAUUUAGUUUUAAACGGUUUAAACAGAACAUUUGAAUAACAUUGAACACUUGGGAAUGCAUUCACCUCUGUGUCAAUGCUUUAGAUCAUAACUUCAUUCCUUACUUAUCAGUAACACCUUUUAGGUCCUGGCAGGUGGAUCACAGUUUAAGUGAACAUGCCUACGCUGUUGAGAAGCAGCCAUUGUAUCUCAUGGUAGUGAGAAAGAAAAGCCCAUAUUUCUUGGAGGCAAUCUGUGUGUGUGUUUUAGAAGAACUGGAUACUCCAUCCAUUGAAUAGUCAUGGUAUACGUGGUUUUACUUUCUGUGUGUACUCAAAGUUAGAGUGAUUACUUUUAUGAAAAAUAUUUGUAAUUAAAUAUUUUAGAUGUUAUAAUUAAAAAAUUAAUUAAAAUAA
This is a messenger RNA of Erpetoichthys calabaricus (reedfish), 3038 nucleotides long. It is a transcript of the gene irf6, whose product is annotated as interferon regulatory factor 6. Lineage: Eukaryota; Metazoa; Chordata; Cladistia; Polypteriformes; Polypteridae. Gene Ontology annotation, molecular function: DNA-binding transcription factor activity, RNA polymerase II-specific; RNA polymerase II cis-regulatory region sequence-specific DNA binding; protein binding. Gene Ontology annotation, biological process: immune system process; regulation of transcription by RNA polymerase II. The transcript is spliced from 8 exons. Gene Ontology annotation, cellular component: nucleus. The record is from RefSeq and is a predicted model, not a curated record. Bases 257 to 1633 code for a protein of 458 amino acids.